Elephantulus edwardii (Cape elephant shrew) is the source of this 3471-nucleotide messenger RNA. RefSeq names its product ATP-binding cassette, sub-family G (WHITE), member 4 (gene ABCG4). The transcript is spliced from 14 exons. Gene Ontology annotation, cellular component: plasma membrane. The record is from RefSeq and is a predicted model, not a curated record. Lineage: Eukaryota; Metazoa; Chordata; Mammalia; Macroscelidea; Macroscelididae. Bases 7 to 1947 code for a protein of 646 amino acids. Gene Ontology annotation, molecular function: ATP hydrolysis activity; ABC-type transporter activity; ATP binding.
GGCGUGAUGGCGGAGAAGGCGCUGGAGGCCGUAGGCUGUGGACUUGGGCCGGGGGCUGUGGCCAUGGCUGUGGCGCUGGAGGACGGGGCAGAGCCCCCUGUGCUGACAACGCACCUGAAGAAAGUGGAGAAUCACAUCACCGAAGCCCAGCGCUUCUCCCACCUGCCCAAGCGAUCGGCUGUGGACAUCGAGUUCGUGGAGCUGUCCUAUUCCGUGCGGGAGGGGCCUUGCUGGCGCAAACGGGGUUAUAAGACUCUCCUCAAGUGCUUAUCAGGUAAAUUCUGCCGCCGGGAGCUGAUUGGCAUCAUGGGCCCCUCAGGUGCUGGCAAGUCCACCUUCAUGAACAUCUUGGCAGGAUAUAGGGAGUCUGGCAUGAAGGGGCAGAUCCUGGUCAAUGGGAAGCCACGGGAGCUGAGGACCUUCCGCAAGAUGUCUUGUUACAUCAUGCAGGAUGACAUGCUACUGCCACACCUCACAGUGCUGGAAGCCAUGAUGGUCUCUGCUAACCUGAAGCUGAGUGAGAAGCAAGAAGUGAAGAAGGAGCUGGUGACAGAGAUCCUGACGGCACUGGGCCUGAUGUCCUGCUCCCACACGAGGACAGCCCUGCUCUCUGGCGGGCAGAGGAAGCGCUUGGCCAUCGCUCUGGAGCUUGUCAACAACCCACCUGUCAUGUUCUUUGAUGAGCCCACCAGUGGUCUGGAUAGUGCCUCCUGUUUCCAAGUGGUGUCCCUCAUGAAGUCCCUGGCCCAGGGAGGCCGGACCAUCAUCUGUACGAUCCACCAGCCCAGUGCCAAGCUCUUUGAGAUGUUUGACAAGCUCUACAUUCUGAGCCAAGGUCAGUGCAUCUUCAAAGGCAUGGUCACCAACCUGAUCCCCUAUCUGAAGGGGCAGGGUUUGCACUGCCCCACCUACCACAACCCAGCUGACUUUAUCAUUGAGGUGGCGUCUGGCGAGUAUGGAGACCUGAACCCCAUGUUGUUCAGGGCUGUGCAGAAUGGGCUCUGUGCCAUGGCUGAGAAGAAGAGCAGCCCAGAGAAGAAUGAGGUCCCCACCACCUGCCCCCCUUGCUCUCAGGAAGUGGAUUCCAUUGAAAGCCACACCUUUGCCACCAGCACUCUCACACAGUUCUGCAUCCUCUUCAAGAGGACCUUCUUGUCCAUCCUCAGGGACACGGUCUUGACCCACCUACGGUUCAUGUCCCACGUGGUGAUCGGUGUGCUCAUUGGCCUCCUCUACCUACACAUCGGUGACGAUGCCAGCAAGGUCUUCAACAACACUGGCUGCCUCUUCUUCUCCAUGUUGUUCCUCAUGUUUGCCGCCCUCAUGCCAACUGUGCUCACCUUCCCCUUAGAGAUGGCGGUCUUUAUGAGGGAACACCUCAAUUACUGGUACAGCCUCAAAGCAUAUUACCUGGCCAAGACCAUGGCCGAUGUCCCCUUUCAGGUGGUGUGUCCAGUGGUGUACUGCAGCAUCGUCUACUGGAUGACGGGCCAGCCAGCCGAGACCAGCCGCUUCCUGCUCUUCUCAGCUCUUGCCACAGCGACCGCCUUGGUGGCCCAGUCUCUAGGGCUGCUUAUAGGAGCUGCCUCCAAUUCCUUGCAGGUGGCCACCUUUGUAGGUCCAGUUACCGCCAUCCCUGUCCUCCUCUUCUCUGGCUUCUUUGUCACCUUCAAGACCAUCCCCACAUACCUGCAGUGGAGCUCCUACCUCUCCUAUGUCAGGUAUGGCUUUGAGGGUGUGAUCCUGACGAUAUAUGGCAUGGAGCGAGGACACCUGACAUGCUCAGAGGAGCGCUGCCCCUUCCGGGAGCCACAGAGCAUCCUCCGAGCGCUAGAUGUGGAGGAUGCCAAGCUCUAUAUGGACUUUGUGGUCUUGGGCAUUUUCUUCCUGGCACUCCGGCUGCUGGCAUACCUCGUGCUCCGUUACCGGGUCAAGUCAGAGAGAUAGAGCCUUGCGCCUGACCUGCGCCCCAGUCCCCGCAGCAGGAAGCCUCCAGUCCCAGCCCUUUGGGACUGUUUUAACCAUGUAGACUUGGGCACUGGUUGCUGGAGCAGCCACCCUCCCCUCCCUCGGCUCCUCUCCAGACUGGCCAGUGGACAGCACUCCCAGCCUUGGCCUUGGGGGUGAGGGCGCCAGCCUUCCUUGCCACACCCAGGGUUGAUGCAGUCUGUAGCUUCCUCCCUCUUCUCUCCAGCACCUGCAUGCUGAGACCACUAGGAGGCUGCCCAUUCUUUCUGUCCCUUGGCACCCUCCUCUGUUGUCUGACCAGGAGCACCAGGCUUUCCACACCUAACUUACAACUGACCAAAGUGGUCCCCUCUGGGGGACCCCACCACACAAGUGUUUGUAAACUGAGCUGCUACAAGGUUGGUGUUCCAGGGCUGGGCCCUGGUAUGAGGUCUCCUGGAUGUUCCAUAUAGACAUUGGAAUGGAGCAGAGAAGCACUCUGGACGUGUCUUCCUGCUUCCACCUGGUUCCCAUCCCCAGACCUUGGCUUAUUUGGACAAUCUACUGGGACAGAAGCUGGGUUUUCUGUCUUGGUUCCCCCUCCCAGUUCUGAGGUUCAGGCAGGCCUGGGGCCACAAGAGGCCCCUGUAGCUCCUCCUCACCUUCAGUAGGAGGUAGGGCCUAGUGGCACUUCUGCAAUAACGUCUGUAUUCUUUCCCACCUGCCACUGGAACUAGUGAAUGCACUUUAUUCUGACAGGAGGAGGUGGGGGAGACCCAGGCCUCCUUUCUCGUUGCUUCUAAAGUAUUGUCUCAAAAUGCUCCCUCAAUCUGCAGAGUUACAGGCACAUAUUUGCGAACAGGCAAUCCCAGCCAUACAUACAAUCACCAUCCCCUGCAGCUCAAAGGAGUGGUGGUGCAAGGUGGUGGGCGUGCCAGUUGAAGGCAGUGCCACGAUCUUUCUGGUGGGGCCCACUUUGGAGACGUCUAAGGAUAAAGCUGGUGCUGUUCAAGGUGUCUCAAGGAUCUGCAGGUGUCUACUCCCCAGUCUUCCCUCCCUCCCAAGCCAGGGAUGGCACAGGGCACUAACUCCCUGGAGUUUAGGACCCACACAAGCACAGGCCUGGGCAGAAGCUAGCCUAGGCCACCGCCACCCUGUGGCCCUCUGGCAUGUCAGGCUGGCAUUCUCACCCUCUCCUUCCCCAGCCUCUCUGCUGCUCAUUCAAAGCCCCCUCCAUGCUGCCUCACCCCCUCAGCCACGGUGGCCCCAGGGCAUCACAGGGACAAGCCCUAGGUGGCAGGGUGGCAGACACACUUAGAGCCUAUCUGUCUUCCCUGGUGGGGUUCAGGCUCAUUCUACUUCCCAUCUCCCCUUCCCCACAGCACUUUCUCCCUUUGUUCCUAUUCACAUACCCUCACCUCCCCUCACCCUGCCACGGAUUCUUCCCUUACACAGAGAUGCCAGUUGUAUUUGUGGGAUUUCACCCAUUAUUAAUAAAACCUAUAUUUAUACAGUAUGCAGUGU